Molecule: messenger RNA, 3774 nt
Organism: Eimeria acervulina
Lineage: Eukaryota; Apicomplexa; Conoidasida; Eucoccidiorida; Eimeriidae
Exons: 9
Coding region: 1-3774 (1257 amino acids)
Source: RefSeq, a predicted model, not a curated record
AUGGACGAGCUGAAUGUCCCUUCGGACCUCUCGAACUCGCCCUUCUUGGUCUCCGUCCUACCGCAACUAAAGCGAAAUACUGCUGCUUUAAAGCCGCCCGAAGCUGCAGCGCUGGCGUCUUUGCUGCUGAAGAGGAAAGAAUUGGACAGCGAGACUGCAGAAUGUCUGAGUGCUGCUGUGUACGAGCACCUCGGAGGGACUUCGUCGCUGUUGCUUUUGCAACAGGAGUAUAUCUCCUCUGCGGCAGCGGUGCAUUACUCGCAAGUGGAAAGGCCGGAUAAUCUCAAGUCCCAGUAUGAACAGCAAAUGUUACAGCGGCAGCAGGAACGUGCUGCCUCCCCUUCCUCUCUGUCUUGUCUUCUUCAUUUGGGGGACAGCCUCGUCGCCGCAAACCUCAAGCAGGCCUUAGAGAGAGAGGUAGAGCUUCACUGGGCAGCGAUGACGCCAACGGAAGUCUCGGCAACCCUCAACCUCCUAGCAAAGAUGAAGCACCGACCAACUUCUCCGCUGAACAAACUGGGGUUGGCUGUACAGCAAAGUCUCCAUCUUUAUGCACCAAAUUUGUUGUCAGGCUGCAUCUCGAGCUUUAACCGUCUGCUCUAUCGCCAUCAUUCCCUUCUUUCUUCCCUAUCAGCUUUCCUGCUGAACAAACAAGUCGCACAGCCUCAGCACCACCAGCAAAGGAAGGACCAUCAGCAACGGUACCCCCUCCCGUCUCUCCGGUUCGUCGGUCAACUCUCAGGUGUGUCGGCAACAGUUCCUGCGGCGGCGAAGAGUCCAGCCGCAACAGGGACAGCAGCAUUUCCUGUUUCGCCCCAGCACAAACCUGAACCGAUGCAGCAGCGAGAGCACGAUUGGGCAGCAGGGUCAGCUGCAGAAAUGCAACUGCCACGACCACUGAGUCUUUGGGGGCUUCAUUUCCCCCAGCGGCUCCCUCCUGACGCACAUCUCCCCCCUCUACUUGCCUCGGAGGGGUACAGUUGCGAAGAUAAGGCUGAAGCGUUGCCACUUCUCCAGCAAGAAGAGAAGACCAAGAACGCAUCUGACUGUUUGGCUUCUAUUUGUGGCUGGCCAGAGAACAGGCUACGUUUUAACGCAAUCAGUGCACCAGGAACUUUAGCACAGACGGCAACGGCGCGCAUGCCGUCACCUACAUUGAAAGCGGAGGCUGGGACAGCUGCGGUAGCAGUCCCUGUUAGUGGUUUAGGCAGUUCGUGUAAUGCAGGUGCCAGCAUUGAUCCGUUUCUUGCUGCUACUUUGCUGCAACAUCUUUGUCACAUCCAGCACAACAAGGAUCCGGAGCUGUUGUCCAGGCUUCUUGCAUCCAUUUCAGCGGCCGCUGCAAGCUAUGGGCAGCAGCAGCGCAUGCAGCGCCUCUUUGGCCAAACCGCUUCUGCUCAGGUGCAGGGCAACCGCCUUGUCCGCGUACAAGCAAACUCAGCGGGUAGUCGGCUUGCAACUUCGGUUGAAUCAGUAGAGCCUGUAGCUGCCACUGGCAAGGAAACUGCUACAACUGCUGUGGCGGCUGCCUCCCUUGAAACAUUAGUUGCAGCUGUUCCAUCAGCAGCGAAUCCAGCCGCAUUGCACGCAACAGGUGCUGCAGUGAGGAGGCGCUGCGGCUUCCCGAUAGGCACCCACGAGCUGCGCGAAAGCUGGGCACAGUUUGCUUCAGCGGCGAUCACUGCGGCAGACGCCUUCUCCCCCCGCUGGAAAAAUUUCAGAGAAACGAACCUUUCAGGACCGACUGCGGAACCUUCUGGCGGGCAGUACCGUAUACGCCGCCAGCCAGAGAAGGCAAAGCUGCACAAUGACGCAGGAUUGUCUAGGAGCCAAUCGCAGCCUUCAAGCUCCCUCGCUAUCCCCACUGACAAGGACACGAUAAGGAGGCUGAAGGAACAAGGAUUGCACAGAGAUUUGCUGUUCGUAACUUUACCUUGGAGCUCAUUCGUCUCUCAAUACAGGAAAGUCAUAGACAUUGACGCAGGUCGACCGAGUCUCGGCAGUAACGAUCGGCGGACUGGAAAGGGUCGCGUUACUGGGAACGGAUUUGUGCCGGCAGGUGCAGAAGUUACUCGAACAGUUACACAAAGAGAGUGUGCUGCAGAUUCUAUGAAACGCUGGGCCUGUUGUCGGCGCGCUUUUUUACAACCAUUCCAGCUGGUGUCUCUCUUCUCGCGCCAUUCUUUGCCGACAGUUGGUGUGGAGGCAGCGGCAUCUGCAGCGAAGGACAACUCUGUAGAAUCAUCGUUGCUUCCUCUCACCGGCUUGGUUUUGCCGCCUCGGCAGCAGCUGCAACUCCCUUCGCAGCAGAAUUUCCCCUUUGGCAUUUCAUUCGUCGAGACUGCAGGUACGCAGACACUGCUCAUUGACACGGGUCCGCUGCUUGCUCCUAUUUUGCCGAAGGAUGCGCCCUCCUCUCUGAAAAAGCAAAUAAAACACAAGUACGACGAGAGAAUGAGGUAUGCUGCACAAGCACAAGCGCUUUUGCAGCGGUGUCACCAACGACGUCAGAGCCUGCCGACCCCGGUUGUUGUUCCGUCUAUUGACGCAUCCAGUGCGACCGCAGCAGCAGCAAAACCAGCAGUUGUUCAAACGGUUGAACUGACGUCAACGCCAGUGCACCCCCCACUAUUUCAAUCAGCUUCAGCGGUUUUCCCACGGAAUUCAGUUCAGUCGACUGCUGCACCGAAGUCCACACGGGCAAGAGAGGAGGAGCAGUACAGGAGCCGGCUCCUGCAUGCCGUAGCGGACGCUCUGUCUGCAGCAGCUAACAUGAGGGUAUUAACUCUGCGAAUCGCGAAACCAUUUGUGGUGCAGCUGCCCUUGCUCUGCGCAGAGUCCUCAUAUGAGGCAGCAGGGAUCUUCGCAGCAGCAAAAGACCUGAGUGCUUGUUGCACAGCUGCCGCUGCAGCAUUGCAGACCCUGGGCCUGCGUUUAGAGGAACCGCUUUACUUCAUGCAUUCAACUAAAAGAAGGAAUCCACGUCCUCCCGCUCUAGACUUAGCGAUGAUACGAGGAGAGCUUUUGAUAUCCCUGGAGAUGGCCUUAAGGACACCUCGUUUCCUUGCUCUAUGGCGGCAGGCGGCAGCAGAUCCGGCAACGUUUGAGCAUCUACCAACUCAGCGACGAGCCGAAGAUAGUCCAUACAGGCGCCUGCCGCAUAUUCUGCCUCAAGCUGCGUAUCUCUACUCUGUUGUGUUCCAAGCACUGGUCAAUGAUGUGGAAAGUGAAUCCGCACCUUCGGCGCUCGUAACCUCCUGGCAGCAGCAGCAGCAGAGUGCAUUGCAAUUCUGCGCCGUAUUGGCGAACGCUAUUGCCAAGAUGCGUUGUGCCUCCAUCCGCAAUUCUCCGUCCUCGCUUGCCUUCAUGUUGAAUGCUUGCCGUUGCCUCUCUUCUGGGGCGACCGGUGCACGGAGUGUGGCGGAACAGCACCAGUCGAAGCAAUCGCUAAUGAUGCUACUGCGCCGGACGGAGAAGGCGAUCAUGCGAGAGCUUGAGCAAGUGCUCACAGGCAACAGCGCUAACACUGAAGAGCAGCUAUCAAAAUACAUCCGCUUCUCGGUAGUUGCAUUGGUGCGGAGCCAUGAGUCGACACGGGGUUGUACACUCGCUCCGGAAGCCCGAACAAGAGCAGCUGCGGUUGAAGAGUCAGGCCAUCCAGCUGCCUUCGCGUUAGCGAAUAAGGUGCACCUGACGAGGAGCACCAUACACAAGUGGGUGAAGGAGGCUGCUGCGGCGGAGGAGCUUCGUUUGGAGAACAGUUGCCUGUAUUAA